AUGGCCCUUGCUCUCAGAACCGCAGCUCCAUUGAAGCCCGAAAUCAGGCUAGCCCAAGCGCUUUCGGAAUUCUCAGCCGUCCUCCACGAUGACGAAAAGAAAUUGUUUCGAACUUGGCGCGCCGGGAGGCCUCCUAGUGUGUCGGAUGUUAUGAAGCUCACGGCGGAGAUCGACAAGGACAACAGGCUUUGCUUUGGUCGCUGCUUUGGUCCCCGUCUGACUUCCAUUCUGGAAACCGUACAGCAAUUCUCAAGUGUUGUCGAUGUCAUUGUAGGCGGCAGCCAGUCUCCAAUAGCGACUUCCAUCUGGGGGGUACUGCGCAUGACCCUUCAGAUAACCGUCAAGUUUGCGUCCUAUUUCGAUAACCUGUCAGCCUUGUUUAUGCGCAUUGGACGCUCAUGUCCCCGCUAUGGGCAAUAUGGUGUCAUGUAUACCAAGUCUCAGAGGCUACAGGAGGCACUCUGUGAUUACUUCUGCAUCGUUGUCACUGUCUGCAAGAAAGCGGUUCUGUUUAUUCGGAAAAGCCCUAUUGCUCAACUGUCAGCUGCUAUCCUCAAGCCAUUUCAAUCAGAGUUUGGCCCUCUCGAGUCCAAUCUCGAGACAAUAGCAGAUGCUAUCCGCGAAGAGGCCUCCUUGGCAUUCAAACAGGAAGUGGCUCUCGAGAAAAAGGAGGCCUCCCGUUUUCGAGCAUGGUCGUCGUUGAAAACGGCAACGGAGAUUCAGGAAGCAAAGAAGUUUAAAGCCCAAAAGGAGAAAUAUCGAUUUCUCAAUGCGUGCUCCACAUACAAUCACCAGGCAGCGUGGAAAAGAGCUCGCAAAGUGGGCGAGAGCACCCGGGUCUUUGACCACACGGAUUACAAGCACUGGAUUCAAGCCUCGACAUCGAGUGUGUUGUGGAUUACUGGAAUACUUGGGUCAGGCAAAACGGUAAUCACGGCCAGCCUGGUGCAGGAAGUUAGAAUCCAAUUCCCGAAUGCUCUCUUGGGCUACUUCUUUUGUAGCCACGACGACGCAGAAUCACUUCAGGCCAAGACCAUUUUAGGUAGCCUCGCAAGGCAGCUUUUGAGCUUGCUCAGCCCAGACACAUUCGCCAGCAUUGACACAGUCGAAUCAGAUCCACUCGACAACGACGAGAUUGUGUCUUAUCUGCACAAACUAGCCCCUCAAAACGAACAGGCUUUCGUUAUUAUCGACGGGCUCGACGAAUGUCCUGAGAUUGAACUGGACAAAAUUUUCAGCUACCUCCCCAAGUUUCUGCAAACAUCUCAGCUUUUCCACAUCUUCUGCUCGAGCCGACCCGACCUACAUACAAGAUAUCGAGCUAGUCUACCAUCUCAACACCAUCUGCCGUUACCGGUGGAGAACCACGAAAUCGCACAAUAUAUCGAUAGUGCUUUGGAAGACCGUCUUACAACUGGCAGCUUGUGCUUAGGGGAUCCGACCAUAAUCUUGGCUAUCAGGCAGGCCCUCGUGGAAGGGAGCCGUGGAAUGUUUCUCUGGGUUGUGUUUCAGCUUGAAUCGAUAUGCGCCGAGCUCACGGAUGAAGCAAUCCUCACAGCGCUCCAAUCUUUGCCCAAGGACCUUCCAGAGACUUUCGAUCGUGUCCUUCGGAAACUAGCAGAGAAACGAACGACAAAUCCAGCCACUUGCAGAAAGAUCUUUGCGAUUGUCGCUGCGGCUCAGCGGCCACUGACCUUGGAUGAACUUCGUGAGGCGACGGGUGUCGUGCCAGGAGAUACUGAAUGGGAUCCACGAAAGCUCAUCAACGACAUACAAAUGGCCGUCAGCCAGUGCAGAAGUCUAUUGCUCAUCGACGAGGAAGACUCCACAGUACAUUUCAGCCAUCACAGCGUCAAACAAUACAUCGUGUCCAGUCCCCAGGACCCCUCCACUCGUCAGUUCCAUGUAGAAUUACCAGAGGCGAAUCUGACUUUAGGUGAAGUUUGCGUCACCUACCUGAACUACAAUGUCUUCAACACCACGCUCACCAGGAUGGGCAAUCACGCAGCAGUGCAGCCGCAAGCGAUAACCACCGCCAUUGUGGAGAGGGCAUUUCCGCGAGCCGCAGUCAGCAAAGUUGCACUGAAACUCUUGAAAAGAGAGGGGGCCAAAGACUUUGAUCUGAGCGCUCGUCUUCAAGAGGUGGGAUUCAAGGAACGAAAGCGAGAAAAUUAUUCUUUUUUGGCAUACGCAAAGUCAUUUUGGUUGUUCCACACUCGGCAAUUUCACACAAGAAGACCAGCCACUUAUCAGUUAUGGCUUGGUCUUUUAUCGAAAAAUGACAUGAUCGGACUGCUUCCUUGGGAUCCCGAAGCAUGGGAUGGACAAAGCGAAAGAGUCUUGCAGUGGGCGGUGGAAAAUGGACAUGGUGCUCUCAUCUGCGAGAUAACUUCAAACUUGAUCAAGUCAAAUGCAGGCCUACCACUCAGGACAUUGCAACUGCUCAUCGGAGUAGAAACGAAACAUCUGCAAUUGUACCCUGAUAUUCACAGAUGCACCGCCCAGGUAUUGGCCAAAUAUUGUGAAGAUUAUACCAUACUCUCAAUUCUGGUUGAUAGUGGGCUGAAUCUUUAUCAGCGAGACAAAAAGGGACUCCUCAUUUCAGCUGUGCUCGAAGGGCGAACACAAGUCGUUAAAGCAUUGUUGAGACGAAAAGACUUUCCGAUCAACGACCGAGACGGGGAUGGAAUGACGGCAUUGAACCACGCUGCGGUGCGUGGCGAUGAGGAAAUGGUGAGAUUACUUCUCUGUCGCAAAGACAUCGACGUCAAUUCGUCCAACAAUGCACGCUGGACACCUUUCAAGCAUGCAGUGCUCGCUGGACAUGAUAGGAUAGCAAAGAUCUUGGUGGACCGUGGCGCAAUUAUAGCUCGUCUGAAAAUAUACCACGAAGGAGCACUCAAAAUGGUCUGA
Molecule: messenger RNA, 2913 nt
Organism: Fonsecaea monophora
Lineage: Eukaryota; Fungi; Ascomycota; Eurotiomycetes; Chaetothyriales; Herpotrichiellaceae
Exons: 2
Coding region: 1-2913 (970 amino acids)
Molecular function (GO): protein binding
Source: RefSeq, a predicted model, not a curated record